Messenger RNA from Lycium ferocissimum, 1411 nucleotides. Its product is annotated as photosynthetic NDH subunit of subcomplex B 2, chloroplastic. The record is from RefSeq and is a predicted model, not a curated record. Gene Ontology annotation, biological process: carbohydrate metabolic process. Lineage: Eukaryota; Viridiplantae; Streptophyta; Magnoliopsida; Solanales; Solanaceae. Bases 110 to 1177 code for a protein of 355 amino acids. Gene Ontology annotation, molecular function: catalytic activity; carbohydrate binding. The transcript is spliced from 3 exons.
GCCAGUAUGCAGUCAGUACUGGUGUGUGUUUGUGGGAAUAGGCUAAGCCUAAGCACCCAAAAACUCACAUUUUGUUAUUUCUUCUUCUUUCUCUUGUUGGUGGUUAAGAAUGGCUGCUGCCGCAGCUCUUUUAUCUCUUUCUCUACCUAAGCUCAAUUUGGUAAAUAAAGCCAGCACUUGUGUUGCUGACACUCUUGAACAGAGAUUUGGUCGUAAAGGCAUCAAAUUUUCAGAGCCAGGGGAUGUUGAGCUGACUGUUAGAAAUGGAAGUUCAGUCAAACUACACAUACCCAAUGCCCAUGUCACUUCUUACAAGCCAAAAGUUUAUUGGAAAGAUGAUGGCUUUGAGGAAGUUCUUUAUACCCUUCCUCCUCCUCCUCCUUCUUCUUCUUCUUCUUCUACUAAUUCAAGAGGUGGCAUUGGUUUGUUAAUCAAUGAAAUCUUGGAGCCUAAUCCCCAAGCAAAGACAACAGCAGCAGCAGCAGCAGCUUCUGAGUGGACUGUCACAGAUGUUGAUUCUGACUCUAUUGAUGCUCUCCAGGUUGAAUUGAGCUGCAGCCGAGGGACUCUGGAUAUUAACUAUGUGAUGUCACUCUAUCCACUGAGCAUGGCAACGGCAGUUAUAGUGAAGAACAAUGGCAAAAAGCCUGUCAAGUUAACGACUGCUAUACUAAGCCAUUUGAAGUCCAAGACAAGAGGAGGGACAGGAAUACAAGGACUCCGGAGCUGCACUUAUUGCACACAUCCUCCUUUGCCUUCUUCGUUUGAAAUUUUAUCUCCAGCCGAAGCUAUGAAAACUGAGGAACCUGAUCUUUUCUCUUUUGGUUGGGAGCCAGAAAAGAAGCCCGGCAUAUGGUCGACUCAAGAUGUGCCCAUCACUGUCCUCAAGCACAAGCUCAGUAGACUUUACAGUGUUCCACCACACGAAAAAGCAAAGGAAUUUUAUAAUUCAAUACCUUCAAAAUAUGAAACCAUCGAUCAGGGUCGUGAGCUCUUCUUCAGGAUAAUACGUAUGGGAUUUGAAGAUAUUUACUUAUCAAGUCCAGGUUCAUUUUCAGACAAGUAUGGGAAGGAUUACUUUAUCUGCACAGGCCCUGCUUCAAUGUUGGUUCCUCUUGUUGUAAAUCCUGGUGAAGAGUGGAAAGGAGCACAAGUUAUUGAGCAUGAUAAUUUAUGAUGUUGUCAUCUAGAACUGCAGGACUUCUUCUUUUUUUUCACAUAUAUCUUUAUUUUACAAGCUUGUUGUACCUCCUGAAUUCUUCGUCAAUAUUAUCCAAUGUCAAAUGUACUUGGUUAUUCCUCAAGAAAAAAUUACUGCACUAUCGCUUGAAAAGACCUUUUUAGUACUGUUUUUGCUCCACCUGAAGAGUAAUUGUAAUUAUCAUUCCAAAAUACAAAUGCAUUUGGGGAA